Messenger RNA from Epinephelus moara (kelp grouper), 4382 nucleotides. RefSeq names its product protocadherin beta-15-like. Bases 195 to 3173 code for a protein of 992 amino acids. The record is from RefSeq and is a predicted model, not a curated record. Gene Ontology annotation, biological process: homophilic cell-cell adhesion. Gene Ontology annotation, molecular function: calcium ion binding. The transcript has 4 exons. Gene Ontology annotation, cellular component: plasma membrane. Lineage: Eukaryota; Metazoa; Chordata; Actinopteri; Perciformes; Serranidae.
AGACAGGCUAGUAGCCCUUGCACAUCCCUUUCUCUCUCCUCUCUUUUCUCUCAGGCAGACAGCCGCUGUUCCAGUCCCACCAAUGUCAAGUUUUUUCCACACUGUAUUUUGCACAAUUCUGCCUUAAUCAUCUUGUAUGAGUGCACCAGACACAUAGUGCUGGGUGUGAGUUGCGGCACUGCUUCAGCCUACAGAUGGACACACGCGGAGAGAAGAAAAGACUGUACUGUGGGAAAUGGCACGUAGUUUGCCAUUUUGCGUUGUUCAUUUGUUUCUUGGAUGCAGUCCGGGGACAGAUUCGUUACUCGAUCCCUGAGGAACUGGAGCAUGGAGCUUUUGUUGGCAAUAUAGCAGAGGACCUGGGCUUGGAUUUGGGAAAGCUCUCUGCGCGCAGGUUCCGGAUAGUCUCAGGUGCCAAGAAGCAGUAUGUGGAGGUAAAUUUAGAAAACGGAGUUUUAUUUGUCAAUGAAAGAAUUGAUCGGGAAGAACUAUGCGAGCAGAGUUUGUCCUGUUCUUUUCACUUGCAAGUGGUCAUUGAAAACCCUCUGGAGCUGUACAGGGUGGAGAUGGAGAUCUUGGAUGUGAACGAUAACUCUCCUAGUUUUCCGUGGACCGAGUUUAAUUUGGACAUAUCGGAGUCCGCUGCGCCAGGAUCCCGUUUCCCACUUGAGAGCGCACAGGACUUAGACGUCGGGUCCAACUCGCUCCGCACUUAUUUGCUAAGUGUAAAUGAUCAUUUCCUUCUGGAUAUACAGACGCGCAGUGAUGGCAGUAAAUUCGCAGAGCUGGUCCUUCAAAACCCACUGGACAGAGAGCAGCAGAGCGCGCAUCAAAUGGUCCUGACAGCGGUGGAUGGAGGCGCGCCAGAGAGAUCCGGCACUGCGCAAAUUGAUAUCACCGUUUUGGAUGCAAAUGAUAACGCGCCUGUGUUUGAUCAGUCAUUUUACAGAGUGAGGCUGGCUGAAAACGCACCCAAGGGCACAGUUGUCAUAAAACUCAAUGCGUCCGACUUAGAUGAAGGUCCCAAUGCUGACAUCACCUAUUCAUUCAGUGGCCACGCGCCCAUCAAAGUGCGCCAGCUUUUCAGCGUGGACUCGCGCACAGGGGAAAUCAAAGUUAAAGGAGUGAUAGAUUAUGAAAAGUCCAGGAUGCAUGAAAUUUAUGUACAAGCAAAAGAUAAAGGCCCCUCUGCUGUAGCAGUUCACUGUAAAGUGCUGGUGAACGUUUUAGAUAAAAAUGACAACCUUCCAGAGGUGAUUUUAACAUCAGUGUCCACACCUGUGCAGGAGGACGCACCACCGGGAACGGUGAUAGCCGUCAUCAGCGUGAUGGACAAAGACUCGGGUGAAAAUGGGAAUGUGGACUGUGAGAUCCCCCAUCACGUCCCAUUCCAGCUCCACUCAUCCUUUAAGAACUAUUAUACAUUAGUAACGUGUGAUUUUCUGGACAGAGAGGCGGUCGCAGAGUACAACAUCACCCUUACUGCGCGAGAUAUGGGCUCCCCACCUUUAUUCACAAGGAAAACUAUUUUGGUCCAAGUGUCUGAUGUGAAUGAUAACGCGCCCCGCUUCAAGCAGCCCUCCUAUACGGUGUAUCUGACUGAGAACAAUGCGCCGGGAGCAUCUGUUUGCUCUGUGACUGCACUGGAUCCAGAUUCUGGUCAAAACGCAUACCUCUCCUAUUCUAUACUGGAAGGUGACAUACAGGGAAUGCCCGUGUCCACAUACGUGUCCAUAAACUCGGACAACGGGAACAUUUACGCACUGCGAUCCUUCGACCACGAACAACUUAAAAACUUUCAGAUCACAGUUCAGGCUCAAGACGCAGGGUUCCCACCUCUGAACAGCAACGUGUCAGUGACUAUUUUUAUUUUGGAUCAAAACGACAAUGCACCUGUAAUUGUUUCACCGGUUGCGCAAAACGGCACCGCGCCCAGCGAAGCGGUGCCCAGAUCAGUUGACGCCGGUUACCUUGUCACCAAAAUCAGCGCGGUGGACGCAGACGCAGGUCAGAACUCGCGUCUUUUUUAUCAGAUGCUCCAAGCAACAGACCCGAGCUUGUUCAGCAUCGCUCUAUACACAGGCGAGAUCAGGACGAUACGCCAGUUGGUGGAGAAAGAACCCACGAGGCACAGAUUGGUCAUUCUUGUGAAGGACAAUGGUCAGCCGCCCCUCUCGGCCACUGUUUCCAUCAUUCUGUCAGUGGUUGACAGCCUGCCAGAUUCGCAGCCCGAUUUGGGUGACCUGUCACUAAGCCCACAUCACAGCUCCAACUUCACCCUGUACUUAAUCGUGUCUCUGGGCGCAAUCUCCUUCACAUUCCUGGUGGCUAUUAUCGUCCUGGUUGCAGUGCGGAGACUGAAGGGCAGGCCGUCCAGCAGAGAGUCCAACUUCCCCUCCAUCGGCGGGUGUUGCUGCUGCUGCUCCCGCUCAGAAGCAUCCACCACCACAGAGGUGUUCAAAAAGUCCAACUUAAAUGUUCGGAUGUCUUCAGGCGCGUCCGGCUGCGCGGAGGCAAACAGCAACGGGACGCUCCCUCAGGUCUAUUGCUACAAAAUGUGUCUGACACCGGAGUCGUCCAAAAGUGACUUCAUGUUCCUUAAGCCUUGCAGCCCGGUAAUGUCAGUUCAGCAGAAUAAUGCCAAGAGCACAGAUUACCUCACCUCUGGCUGGAGCGCACUGGACCGUAAUGAACUGGCCAACAACAGAGCAGCGACCCCAAACGAGCUUAGGUAUUCAAACAAGGACUGGACCUGGACCAAGAACCAGCGCAACUCAGCAUACAAGAGAUACAGUUCAGCUAAUAUGGAGGGCACUCUUACUCGUCAACAAAAAUAUGAUGACCAUGGGUUUUCCUGCUCUGUGGCACCACAGUACUGGACCUGGGGAAACCAUAUGAACGACUGCAAGAUGUCUCUUCAAGAGGGAACAGUUCCUCACUACUCAUGGACCCCAAAGUACACUCAGCCUCAUUCUGAACCACCAGACUACCAGCACAAUGUGUACAUACCUGGCACCACGUCUGACUACAGCACUCUGAAGCUGUCACCCAGAGGAGAGCUGGAUGUGUACAACACUUUCUCUACUUUUGGAAAGAAAAAAAAAUUCAUCUCCAGCUACGAACAAUCUUUUGACAAUGACGAUGGUCUCAUAAGUAAUGACAUCUACAAAUGACACACCAACUAUACUGUAUAUUCUGUGUCUGACAUACAUAUAUACCAUUACUAGUUCCAUUUAUAACUAUAAGACAGACUGUGUUUCUCCUUUCCAGUGGAAUUUAAUAGCACUACUUACCAGAAGCUAUUUUUUGUUUGUUUGUUUAUACUGAUAUAAAGAAUAAAUAAAGUCUAUUUCGAGUCAUGGUGGGAUUAAGUGAUGACUUUUCCAUCAUGAAGUUGUAUCUUAAUUUAAAAGGAGUAAACCACUAGAGAGAAGACUUUACUUUUCCAGCAGCAGUGAGCUCAGGUACACGUGAUUUGAUCUAUUUGGAGGCUGCUGGUUCUCAGUAGGGUUAUAGUGAAUGUCUAACUUCAAAAAAGGCUCGCAAUUUCAGCAGCUUACAGUUUAUUGCACAAGGGUCGUCCAUGUACCAGUCACUUUUAUGUAGACCUUUUUUGUUGUGCAGGGACACCUGCUGUGUGUCAAAGUUGUGAACUGACUAACUGUACUAGCAGGAAACUUUAUACUUCAUAGCCUUCAAAGUAGUUUCUACUUUAAAGCUAACACACUAUGUAUUUCAAACAUCAUAACUGCUUUAGUCCACAAGAACAACCUUUGUCGACAUGAUUUUAUCCGACCAAGAUUUACAACAUUUUCUACAGUUGCAAUUGUCUUAUAAGUUCAGCCUCUUUCAUCAAGUCAUGCCUGGUGCAUUUAGUGACAAGUCAUUUGUUCACAGUCUGAAUGCAGUCCAGGCACAAUGCACAAACAAUGCAAACAGUUAGCAGAGUUGCUAUUAUACAAUAGCAAAAAGACCCAAAUACAUCUGAUUUCAGAGAUAUAACAUUGACAUGAGGAGUGUAACCAGCUAUGUGUCCAUCAACCAGGGGUUACAGGGUUUUACAACGAGUAUCAUCACAGCUGUGACUGUACUCAUCGGGCCUGUGCAGCAGACCAUUACACUGACACAUCACAUCCAACAGUUGGCACAGAGAAGGGCAAUAACACAGAUGUAAUGUUGCUGCAGGCAACACACACGUCCCAAGACUACUCAGACUGUUUGAUUACAAGCAACUGCUGGCAUGAUUCAGUCACUGGUUAUAUGCAUUCCAAUUUGUAUUUAUCUUUGAGUGGGAUUUGUGUAUCUACAGAUGAUUACACAGUUAUGCUUGGUGAAACUAUUCUCUCUGUAAAUACUCUAUGUACAGUAUAUAUUAAUAUCAA